This is a messenger RNA of Mercenaria mercenaria, 1531 nucleotides long. Its product is annotated as putative tyrosinase-like protein tyr-3. Gene Ontology annotation, molecular function: oxidoreductase activity. The record is from RefSeq and is a predicted model, not a curated record. The coding region runs from base 341 to 1345 and encodes 334 amino acids. The transcript is spliced from 7 exons. NCBI's taxonomy places the organism in Eukaryota, Metazoa, Mollusca, Bivalvia, Venerida, Veneridae.
AGUGGUCAUUCCUUGGCAGGGUGAACUUGCAUGUGUGCAUGAUUAUUUUACACAGCUUGGACCUAACAAUUUAACAGACAAAGAUUGGGAUAUCUUUAGAAGAACAUCGAAAAAUGGAUUUGGACAUCAUCCACCACCAACUGGCGUCAGUAUUCGGCGAGAAAUUCGAACAUUAUCAAAGGAAGAAUGGCAUAAUGUAACAGAUGUCUUCAGACAGCUUUUUGAGGCAGGUACACUCCAGGCAUUUGGGCGCUUACACGGACAAGCAAAAUUGAGGGCUCACAAAGGUGCCGCAUUUCUACCUUGGCACAGAGUUUUCGUUACGCAUUUCGAGCAAGAAAUGCGGAGUAUAAACCCUAGUGUUUCCUUACCAUAUUGGGAUUAUACAAUUGAUCACGACAUUCCGCAACCUUUUGAGUCCGUCCUAUGGACACCUUGUUAUUUUGGAGAGAAUAACGACACUGUACAGUCGGGCCCGUUCAGUUUUUUCUACGGGGCACAUGGAGCUGUAAUUUCAAGAGAUCUGGCGAAAACUAUCAACGACACCAGGCUCAUUAGCAAAAGAGAUAUAGAACUGUUAAAAGACUUCUGCGAUUUUAAUGAUAUAACCACCAGUGCUGUCGAGUCUAAAGACAGUCAUGUUUUAGAACACAAUUUAGAAAGUCUUCACGAUAGUGUCCAUGAUUAUAUAGGAGGAGACAUGGGUGUUGUAGAAAACUCUGCAUACGAUCCAGUAUUCUGGUUUCAUCAUGCCUUUAUCGAUUAUAUAUGGGAAUCAUUCAGAGAACAUCAAAUUGAAAAAUCACUGAAUGACAUAGGAAGACGUUUUGUAAAACUGCAAGGUCCUGAGGAUGCCAUGUUUGGUUACGGACACCUGAAGAACAUUGAUGGACUUUGGUUGAAUUGGACAAAACAGUUUUAUAUUUAUGAACCGCAACCCUCAUGUGGCAGCACUUGCAGCGGGAAAUAUUUAUAUUGUGAAGAUGGAAACCGAUGUUUAACCAGCACAAAAGAGAAAUGUAUAGGUACAGAGUCAAAUCCAGUUCGGGUUUUGCGUGAAGUCAAGGACGUUGACUCGCUAAUACCGAAACUCCCUUGUGAAGCAGGAACAGAACUAAAAGGCCUUAUAGGAGACGGCAGAACAAGGGAUACAUCUAAAGCUGAAUGUGAGCGCAUUUUAAAGAAACAGGAAAACGUAGAGGACGUUGAUCAUGUCGUCAUCAAUGAAUAUAGAAGCAGCAACGAUGGUGGGAAAAACUUUGGAUUUGUCGUGCUUGGAGCAGUUUUGAUGUUGCCGGUAGUUAUUGGCACAUACUGUUACCUCAGACGUAAACAUCAUUUUUAAAGGAGAACCAUAACUGUAAAUGCAACUGCAUUAUUGUACAAUUAAUAUAGCAUUUUGCAAAAUUGAAAUAUGUGCUUCAAACGUAUUUGUCUAACAACAUUAUAUCUUUCAUUGUAUUGCAAACAGUUAUACUAUACUAAUCUAAACAAGUUGAUUUCUUUUAUUAAAGUCUGUAAAUCAACCAAA